AGAUCAACUAUUCCAGGAAAAUGAUAUUAUUUGUCACCAUUGCAGCUUUGGUCAUUGCCUGCACUAGUGCAGCCAGCUUGGAUGGCAUCCCACGACCAGGUUUUCCUGAGGGACGUAUUAUCAACGGUCAUCCUGCCAUCAAAGGUCAAGCUCCCUUCAUUGUCUCAUUGAAGUCGGACUCUCACUUUUGCGGUGGUUCAAUCAUCGAUGCACAUUGGGUCCUGACUGCUGCCCACUGUUUGACCAGGGACGAAUUUCAACUCGUUGCCGGUUUGUAUGAACGUUCUGACGAGUCCGAUGUUCAAAUACGCAAUGUUAAUGGCAAAAAAUUCAUAUUCACCCAUGAAUUGUAUGGCGGUGGUGUUGGGCCCCAUGACAUUGGUCUCAUCUACGUCGAGGAGGCCUUCGAUUUGAAUGCCCUGUCUCGUGAUGGAUCUGCUCCCGUUGCCAGCAUUAACUUGCCUUCUGGUAAAUAUGAAAGCACUGGCCGUGGUGAACUCUUUGGCUGGGGACGUGACAACUCCGCAUCCAUACCCAACAUACUGCAGACAUUGGAAGUUGACAUCAUUGGCUACACUGAGUGCAAAGCUGCCCUUCCCGCCGGUUCCUCCUUGGCUAUUGUAAACAUCUGUUCCUAUACCGCUGGUACAACUGAUGGUGCUUGCAAUGGUGACUCUGGCGGUCCAUUGGUCAAAAACACCAAGGAUGGCUAUGAAUUGGUGGGUCUAGUGUCGUGGGGUUAUACCCCUUGUGCUAGCACACAGAUGCCUUCGAUCUACACCAGCGUUGCAUCUUACAAACAAUGGAUAGCUGAUACUAUCGCUGCAUACAAAAACUAAAAUGACAAUCUAAAUAAAUGUAAAACCCAAUGAGAAAGGAGGGUUUUUUCUUUUGCUCAUCAUCAA
Stomoxys calcitrans (stable fly) is the source of this 905-nucleotide messenger RNA. RefSeq names its product lectizyme-like. NCBI's taxonomy places the organism in Eukaryota, Metazoa, Arthropoda, Insecta, Diptera, Muscidae. Gene Ontology annotation, molecular function: serine-type endopeptidase activity. Gene Ontology annotation, biological process: proteolysis. The record is from RefSeq and is a predicted model, not a curated record. The transcript has a single exon. Bases 21 to 839 code for a protein of 272 amino acids.